This is a messenger RNA of Mycena citricolor, 8822 nucleotides long. The record is from the annotation of a GenBank genome assembly. Lineage: Eukaryota; Fungi; Basidiomycota; Agaricomycetes; Agaricales; Mycenaceae.
CCUCAAUGGAGGGAUAUGUGGCUGUCCACCUGCCCAUCACUACUCUCGUUGACGGCCCGUCUUGGCAGGUAUUGCUGACGACGCGAGUAAGUACUUGAUUACGAGGCUGCUGCAUCCUUCACACUCUUCUGGAUGAACACCUAGUUGCGUGUGUCAGCAUCAUCAAAUGACCACCCCCAAUCUGUACACCAAGGGCUUACGGGGAUGGUUAAGCUACGCUUUUGCCAGCGAAGUCUUCGUCAUCGUGUCCCUCACUCUCUUCCUUCCAAUCUGUCUUGAGCAAUUCGCUCGGGAUAAUGGCCGAUUGACACCUGCACGCACCGAGCCUUGUGUUUCCGCAUCUCCCGUCCCGAUUGAAGCUGGUGGACGAUGUGUCGUUCAGAUCGGUUGGUUCUGGAUCGACACUGCAAGCUUCAGCCUCUAUGUCUACUCGUUCUCUGUGGCCAUGCAAGCCCUAACGGUGAUCUCAAUGGGCGGUAUCGCAGAUCACCCUCCUCACCGCAAGAUGCUCUUGUUGACUUUUGCGUUCUUCGGGUCAAUUGGGGCUAUCCUCUUCCUGGCACUCUCGUCCACUUCACCGUUCUGGGCCCUGUCUGCUUUAUUCGCCUGUGUCGCAAAUGUUGGAUUUGGUGCCUCGGUUGUUGCCAUGAACUCUUAUCUCCCUUCCUUGGCCAAGGAGGCUCCUGAGGUCGUUAGACUGCGGCAGGAGAUUGAAGAUUCAACCAGGGAGGAUCUGUCUGAAAAUGGCACAGAGCAAGAUGCGCUACUGAAUCAUACACCUUCAAAAGCCCUUCUAUCACAAUACGACGCCGAGCUCUCGAGAACAACGGCGAGGAUAUCUUCUCUCGGUAUCGCCAUUGGAUAUGGCUCAGGGAUAUGUCUAUUGGCUGUGGCCAUCAUACCUGUCACUAUGCUGCGCGGCUCGACAUUCUCUUUGCGCCUUGCUAUCGGGCUCAGCGGGAUCUGGUGGGCAGUGUUCACUCUCCCUGCAGCCGUCUGGUUACCUGGUGCGGCCUCGGUUCCUGCAGAGUCUGCCGAGCUGGAGGAUGAGCGCAAGUGGAGCUUCUGGCGAGAAAUUGGUGCUGCAUGGAAGCGUCUAGGCGGAAUGAUUCAUCCCAGAGAAAUCAAGCGCUUACGCAACACCUUCAAAUACCUUGCUGCAUGGUUUCUGUUGUCGGACGGAUUCACAACUAUCACUUCGACUGCGGUCUUAUUCGCUAAAACGACGCUGCACAUGGAGCCUUCUAAACUGAUUUUAGUAGGCGUCCUGACACCACUGUCGGGAAUCGCGGGCUCCCUAGCCUGGCCCAUGCUACAGCGCAAGUUGGGUUGGUCAAACCUGCGUGUGAUCAUCACCCUAGUGAUGAUGGCAUCUGCUGUGCCCGUCUACGGAUGUCUGGGAUUCCUGAGCAUCUUCCGUGGGUCGUCCUUCGGAGGUUUGACAACACCCAACGAGAUGUUUGUCCUUGCUCUCUACUUCGGAUCAAUCUAUGGUGCUUUCCAGAGCUUUGCGCGAGCAUUCUACGCUGAACUUUUGCCGCCUGGCGAAGAGGCGCGAUGGUAUGGUCUAUUCUCUAUCACAGACAAGUCCAGCUCUUUCAUCGGUCCUUUGAUUGUUGGUCUGAUAUCGGACACUACCGGUAAUAUUCGAUUUGCAUUCUUCUUCCUGGUAUUUAUGAUCUGGGCUGCUGUGCCUGUACUUAUGAGCGUUGAUGUCGAGCAAGGCCGGAAGGAUGCUAGAGAGUACAAAUACGCAACUUCGUAGGAUACGAAACCAAUUGUACCACGGAUCAAGCAACUCGGAUCAGAUGAUGAACACGCUAUGACGUCGUAGCCUGCUACAAUACAUGCAUCGUUGUGCGCGACCUCCAUGUUGACCGGCUGCGGACGCGCACAUAACGCGCUCCGUUUCGUCAACGGCUUAUCUGUGCAUGCUCAACGUGCCGAGAACACGAAGGGGACAUGUGUCCAGGGCUACAUCUAUGCGACUCCGCUCAUAUCCCCCGUUUCAUCACAGUUCAAGAUGCCCAACCACGAGCUGCGCACAGUGAAAUCGCACUCUAGGAAUCGGCCGUCGAAUCUUCCCGUACACUGGCUGUUUCGAAGUAACAUCCCUCGCCGACGCACCUCUUUCCUCCCCGCGGAUAUACAGAAGAGGAACUUUUUCGGCAUGGGAGAGAUAGUCGGCGUAUUGACUAACCCCGCGGAGACCGUCCGCUCACUCACCGAAUCCAAGCGGCUGCUCGAGGAUGCGCGUCGAGAGAUUGAAGAGAACAAGGAGCGCUCACAACUACGGGUCACACACACCUUCUCGCGGUACCCAGGGUUCUUUCCACGGCGGGCUGAGAUGCGUAUCCUCAACCAGAUUCUCGAAGGAGAGCCUGCUUUCACCGUGUUAUUUGGCUCAAGCUCUGUGGGCAAGACGGCUUUGUUGCGUGAGGUUCUCUGUGGGGACAAGUACCAUGUCUUGCACUUCGACUUGCGUAUCGCCGGAUUCGCAGAUCUACCCAGCUUGUACAUGAGCUUGAGCCAGCAGAUGCAGCAGUACUUCGAAGAAGUGGGACAGAUGCCUGGCUACGACGAUUUUGAGAAAGAAGCUUGGGGAUUCAAGCACGAUCGUUUGAACGUGGAACGAAGAAUGGCCGAGAUGCCAGUCGGGACCGACGGACGCAAUAUCAGGACCAGUGAUAUCGCUCGCUUGAUGGAAUUGUUCCAAAGUUCGUUGCUGAAGUACCGCGAGUUCGAGCCCGCAGACGAAGUCCCGGUCAAGAAGCGCGAAUCCAAGACAGAAGAGAAACCACCCCGCCGGCGAUUUUGGUUUCGGAAAAGCAAGGCUAACGAUGUCAGGAGCAUACCGUCUGAGAAGGAGCCGAGCGACAAGCCACCGGCAAAGAAGAUUCCAGUGAUCUUUUUCGACGAGGCGCAUCGCCUACCGUCCCUCGUUCAAUCAAUGGAGACCAUGAAGUGCCUACUGGACGCUAUGCUCGUUCUUACGAAACAAGAUCGGUUAUGUCACGUCAUCCACGCCACAAGCGACCCAUUCUACCAGACUUGGCUUCGUCAGCUGAACAUCAUGCAGCAUUGCAAGAUAAUCACCAUUGGUGACUGCUCUAGAGCAGAGACACGCGAAUACUUCAACGAGCGGAUCUUGCCUAGGGUGCCGCGGCGGCUUGGUAUGCGGCUGGAUUUUGACCGGCUGUACGAAGCUUUUGGCGGGAAAUUGGCUCACUGGCAUGACUAUUGCACCGAUUUUAUCAAUUCCAAUGGGACCUUGGACAUCAAACAAAGUUCUCAUUUCCUACAAGCGCAUGCGUUGCUCAACCUCCAUCUGAUCCAUUCAUCUCAGUCCGUCGCAUCCAAGUCUACAAAGGAGGAAUCUCGGAUGUCGCGGGGCGCGCCCUCUGGAUUCCGGAUUUACUCACCCAUCAGCCACCCGUACGGUCCCAACGACAGCCCGGCUUCGGGAGACUACAAGGCAGACUUCACCGCUGUGGAAUUGCUUAAAGUGAUCAACCACCUCGUUGAGCCGACGGUGCAGUACAUCCCGUACUUUCCGCUCUGCCGCGAGCUCAGUGUCCGAUCUGUGGAUGGCAUGGUGAAAGGGCGCGUGCUUGACCUUCGCUGGACGGAAUGCGUGACGGAUGAAUAUGCGUAUGAGGAGGCCCGGACGGCUCACAAUCGGCGCAACACGAGCAGCGACACUGCCGUCGACAACGACCAAGCUUCCGAAACAGGGGACAGCGAUAUACUUCCUGCAUCUCAGUAUUCGAAAGACGGACCGGAGGUCGUCGGAUGCAAGCUGGUUCCUUCGCCCAUCAUGCGAUACGCCAUGCGUGAAGUGGCCCAAGAAUAUGAUGAAUCGGACCAGAAAACAAUGUCGGAUUACAGGUCUUUGUCGGACGUAGAAGUGGAGGAGUACUGAUUGACUUGUUACGAGAGCCUAUUUCCUACUUGUACCUAUGUAAGUACUUCGUAUUGAGGGCACAUCGGAACUACAUGAUACUUUCGGCUCACAUCGGCCGAGCGUGCUUAAUCUCAUACUGCCAUGACCAGAAUCAAUCCUCCCCCACCGGUGCCGGCGCUCCAAAGCCCUGUUUGGCGUCCUGGCGAUAACGCACCUGCAGUGCCCGAGUCUCCAGACACGGUGUACAGAGAAGAUAUCCUCGCCGCAAUCGAAAGCAGCCUGAAGGGUCUGGACGGGGAAUUAAGGGAACUCGGCAUCGACAUCCACGACCACCCCGAGCUGGGCUUCGAAGAGCACCGCACCCAUGACGUAUUGACCGCGUUCAUGGAGCGUCAUGGGUUCGAGGUGACGCGGCACUACUACCUCGAGACCGCGUGGAGAGCGGCGUUCUCCAGCGGGAAGGGCGGGCGGACUGUGGGAGUCAAUUCCGAGAUGGACGCCUUGCCUGGCAUCGGCCACGGUUGCGGGCACAACCUGAUCGCGAUCUCCGGCGUUGCGGUGGCGUGCGCCAUCAAAGCGGUGUUUGAGCAGUUCGGGAUUAACGGCACGGUCGUGCUGCUUGGGACACCAGCGGAAGAAGGAGGGAAUGGGAAGGUCGCGCUCCUGGACCGCGGCGCGUACAAGGAUAUGGCGGUGUGCUUGAUGACCCAUCCUGCGCCCGGUCCGAAAGCGUCCGUCAGUCUGAGCAGCUGCCUGGCUCUGGAGCGACUUGAGGUCGAAUAUUUUGGUCACACCGCGCAUGCUGCGUUGUCUCCUUGGGAGGGCCGAAAUGCUCUGGACGCCGCGGUGCUCGGAUACAACAACAUCUCUGCUCUGCGUCAGCAGCUGAAGCCGACGCACCGUGUUCAUGGGAUAUUCGAAGGGAAAAAGUGGGCUCCCAAUGUCAUUCCAGACUAUGCCAAGUUCAACUGCUACGUCCGGGCGCCCACGUUGGCGGAGAUGAAAGAGACGUUGAACCGUGUUCUCCCUUGCUUCGAAGCCGCAGCGUUGGCUUCGGGAUGCACCCAUAAGGUAGCGCUGACCGGAACAGCGAACGAUCUGCGGCAGAACAAGGCGCUUGGUGAGGAACUUGCACACAUCAUUCGCAGCAAGUACGGCAGCAUCGACUACGAAUGGGGCAUCAAGAAUGCAUCGACGGAUUUCGGAAAUAUCUCAUAUGCACUGCCAUCGCUGCAUCCUGGUUACGCGAUUCCGACGGUUCCAGAUGGGGGCAACCAUACAGCGGCAUUCACGAAUGCCGCGGCGAUCAUCGAAGCCCAUUACGCGUGUUUGGACGUUUCGAAGGCCCUAGCUGCUGUUGGAGUGCGAGUGGUCAUCGAUGACCAUUUCUAUGCUGAGGUGCAGAAGACAUUUGAAGAGGACAAAAUCGCGCGUCUGAUGUAGUGGCGCGGCGUCGGACAGUGUUUGCAGUGUGUAGUUGUCGUGCCAUGCGAAGUGCUUGUACGAGCUACUCCAAGCUAUGGAAGCUUGGUAAAUUAAUGCAUGGUGUGCAGCUAUGUAUGUAUGUAAGGAAUUCGAAAGCUACUCAGUCACCUGUCGGUCAACUCGGCCCACUCUCGAUUCUGUUCGCUUCGAGAAGUGCCUUAGUAGGUAUACAGGCUGUCCUCGCUCUUGUCCUACUGGCCGCCACCAGCAUCGGCCUGGCAAGCCAAUGCCCUCGCCAAUGCACACAAAACAUCACCGAAGAGAUCGGCGAUGGCAAGACCAUGAACUUCCAGCUCGGCGUGGAAUACGUCGAUGACGAGGGCAUCUAUUUCUGCGGGUACGAGGAGACGGGUGUUGACCCCAAACAUGUGCACGAGGGAUUCUGCAGCUAUAACGUUUGUUGAUCCAUUCCUAGCAGGCCUGUGUUGUUGCUGACUCGAUCCGACUUGCAGAAACACGGCCAUCUCAUGGAGAACGACGACGAUCUCCACAGCUGUCCUCCAUGGAUCAAAAAAGAGAAGGGAUGCAAGUGAUCGUCGCUGGAUGUUCUGGCAGUUAUUACUCUACCGAACAGAUGGAGACAUUGUCAGUAGACGACUUGGAUUAUAACCCGCGAUUGUUGCAAAGAAAGAAAGUUCCCAUCCAGACUUGUUUGAUCGGUAGAUGUUGCAACCAUAUUGCUCGAAAGAAGGUGCCAAAUCGUCAGCCACAAGCCACGGAUGGUGAUACAGCAAGUUGAGUGUGGGUGCGCAGGUUUCGCCACUGGCUGCGUCAGCCAUGACAAGAAGUACACACAGCGAGCCCGAAGGAGAUGCAUAUAGAAGCUGUCGACGAUUGUCAUGGUCACAAUUAAAAACUCCAAGUGGCUGCGAAGCUGUGCCGCAACAAGACAGGAAUAGAUGCAGAGUACGCGUCAGUAAAUCGUGUCGAUCAACGCCGUCGGAGGUUUCAGCUGGUUUCAGAUCCUAUCUCGAGCUGCGGACACAGGUCAUGACUCAUGACGUUGGCCGCCCACCAACGUCACCGAGCGGCCCGAGCGCACAAGCGAGGAGGAGGCUGUGAACCAUAAUGCAUAAUGGCCAUUCACGUCAUUGUCAAGCACGGUCAAAGCCGGAGCACCGCCUCACGCUUGACCCUUGUCUUAAAUCUUCACCUUCCACUCCGUUUCCUGCUUUACCUUCUUGUCUACUGUACACCAUCUUUUCUCAUGGACUCAAGAACUCCUCCCCGAGGGCUACCUCGCAUGACUGGAUUUAGCAGAGUCUAUCGAACCAACCUAAGACCUGUGGUCCUUGCUGUUGCUGGUUUGAGUGCGCUUUGGUCGCUCUUUGCUGGCAUUGGCUAUUUCCGCAGCAUCAAUACCGACAAGCAACAGGGCGUCCCGAAGCUGGGGACAUUUGCCCUUAUUGGGGGAGCGAUCUAUAUGGUUUUAUUUGUUAUGGAGGCUUUCGGUGUAUUUGCGGCUGCGGUGCAACGGCUGGCCCUGGCUCGGAUUUACGCCCUUCUCUCCCUCGCGAUUGUUGCCCUGACAGCUGGCGUUGGGAUCUUCCAAAUCGUGAUUCACUUUACAUCUAAAUCGGACAUCUUGAAGGAGUGCACCAGCCUCAACACCGGAGAUGGUUUUGUUGUCUAUCCCUUUGGCUUCUUCGGGCCAUCGAGACACGACACUCUCAGUGCAGCCGAUGCUGCGGAUUGGUGCAACAAUGAGUACGAGCGCAAUUCAUGGCAGGAUAUUGUUUCCGUUCUGGUUCUGAUCGGCCUGACAAGUUUCUUCGCUAUGCUCGCCUGGGGCUUCUAUCACCAGCUCCAAGACCCUACCAGCGUGCUCAACUUCUCUCGGGCGCCCUCAAACCAGGUCCGGGUCAACUUCCCCACGCAUUACAACCCGCCGUACAACGCAUCAGUCCCUAAUCUCGGAUAUUCGUACAACCCUGGUCAGGCAACUUAUGCGCCUCCUCCUGGACCGCCCCCUCCUCCGGCAAUUCCUACCGAUACCAAGCCCCCGGGGUACCUGGAGGCAGGUGACAUCGGCCGGCCCCUGGUGGACGAGACAAGUUCCAAGUAUAACUUUGAUCACGAUGUGGAUGGACCAAUUCAGUUGUAUUAUGCUACUCUGAUGUAUUUUCGUGAGAAUUAUUUCGGAGAGGAGCUGCGCGAAUUUCCCAAAAUGGCAAGGCGCGUCGCUGGCAUUACCCUUUCCUUCAGACCAUCACCGGCCGCUCUUUCGUUUUAUCGUACUAAAAUGCCUCCAUCGUCACCGCCGUCGACGGCAGCCUCGAAGAUGCAAGUGGCUGGGGUAGUCAGUUUCUAUCUCGUCGCAGCCCUCGCGAUGGUCAUGGCCAACAAAUGGGUGCUGAACGAAACACCAGCCCCGCUGUUCUUCCUGGCGACCCAGAUGUCUAUCGCGGUCGUCCUUUUCCUCAUCACAGACUCGCUGCGCAUGCUUCCGGACCGACUGGUGUUCGAGACGAAGCACUGCAAAGGGCUCGUCGCCAUGGUCGGCUUGAACGUUAUCGGACUGAGCUUCAGCAAUUAUACUUUGAAAUACGUCGACGCGUCUUUCUACCAAGUCGCGCGCGGCCUGGUUCUGCCGUUCACCGUCUGUGUUUCCGGCGUCGUGCUGCACACGCGGCCCUCGCUCCGCAUCCUUGCCUCGUGCGCUAUCGUGACUGCCGGGUUCUUCUGUGGUGUCCUGCUUGACGGGACGUCCGUGUCCAUGAUCGGUAUCGGGUUCGGCGUCGCUAGUUCGACAAUCACGGCGACGCACUCGGUUGUGAUCAAGCAGAGCCUCAAGCUCGUCAACGACAGCACUAUCUUGCUUUCGUGGUACACGAACCUUCUCAGUGUGUUCGUUAUGGCCCCUAUCAUUGUCCUCGUGGAAGGGAGCAGAGUGAUGAAGCUGCUGUUCGAGCCCCAGGCUCCGUCUACCGUCGGCGGCAUGACCCCCUUGAGGACAUUCGUCAUUGGAUCUCUCUUGACCGGCACCGUCGGCUUCAUGAUGAGUCUCGCCAGUCUGUUAUCAAUCAAGGUCACUUCGCCGAUCACGCAUAUGGUUUCCUCUGCCGUGCGCGGCGUCGCUGCGUCCCUUCUCGGUGUCUGGCUUUUCCACGACAUCAUCACGACCGGGCGAGCUACAUCCAUCGCCACGAUUCUCGGGGGAUCGCUUUUGUACACGUGGUUCAAGCACCAGGAAACGGAGGCUGCGAAACAGGGCUACGACCGCGUCCCUAUGUCGGAUCUGGAGAGCGGGAAGGGUGGCGGGAAACAGCCACCGGAGUAAACUAGACAGACGUUGGUUCUGGACGUUGUGUUACUGUUAUCGCUGGCUUUUAUGUAGAAAAUACUGGCACCGGACGCAUGCCAUCUAAUCCAUGUUCGUACUUAGACUUGUUGUACUGGGCAUACCGAGCGGCUGCGCCGGCAGGAUCUCAGC